GAGCUGCCGCCCGACGCGCAGACGGCCCGGGGAGCGAGCGGGCGAACGGGCGAGAGCGGGCGGGAGGGCGCGCAGCAGCGGCGGGGGCCGAAGCCCGGCGCGGGAGGCACCGGGCGCCGGCCGGGCCGCAGGGAGAACCGGCGGGGCGCGCCGCGGCCCCGGCCCCGCGCGCGCCCAUGACGGCGGCCGUGCUCCGGGAGGGCGUGUUGGAGAAGCGGAGCGGCGGGCUGCUGCAGCAGUGGAAGCGCAAGCGCUGCGUGCUCACCGAGCGCGGGCUGCAGCUCUUCGAGGCCAAGGGCGCGGGCGGUCGGCCCAAGGAGCUCAGCUUCGCCCGCAUCAAAGCCGUGGAGUGCGUGGAGAGCACCGGGCGCCACAUCUACUUCACGCUGGUGACCGAGGGCGGCGGCGAGAUCGACUUCCGCUGCCCGCCCGAGGAUCCCGGCUGGAACGCGCAGAUCACCCUGGGCCUGGUCAAGUUCAAGAACCAGCAGGCCAUCCAGACCGUGCGCGCCCGGCAGAGCCUCGGGACCGGGACCCUCGUGUCCUAGACCGCAGGCUAACGUCUUCGCUUCCCGCGGCCAUGGACGCGGUGUCGUGGGUCGUGACAGGCCUCUGAGUCUCCAGGAACCUUCAGAUGUGAUCUUGCUGUGUUAUCACAACAGCCUGUGAUAUUGGACUAUUUCCUGAUAGAUGCCGUGGUGAAUCUUGGGCUGGGGGAGAAGCGCGUGGGGUGCAGGGCUUGUGUGGACCCCGCCCCUCGAGAGCGACUGGCCUGGUGAGUGGACGGGUUGUCACGUCUGCAAUUAGGGCCACGUGAGAUCCUGGUGCCCAUCUCACUCAUCGCGGUGCUCUCCUUGCCUCCUUUCGACGAAGGAAACGUCCGUGUUGGAUGGGCCCACGUGGCAGGACUGAGAGUGGUCUUUGACCAACAGCCCGCAGGGACCUGGGUCCCACCGGCGACCAUGUGAGUUUGGAAGCAGGUCCCUCCCGGUCAGACCUUGAGACGACACCCCCUCCUGGCCGACAACUUGGUUGCUGUCUGUGAGACCCCAGAGCAGAAGGCCCGGGGGCACGCCCGGAUCCCUGGCCCUUAGAGGCUGUGAGAUGAUGCACUGUGUUGUCUACACCACAAGUCUGUGACGAUUUGUCACUCGGCAACAGAUGACGAAGCAGAUGCUGUCGUCAGGGCUCUCUUCUCGCCCGGCUCUUCACACACUCACUGCUGUAGCCUCGGUCUGCUUGUCUGCCUCCACCCUCCCGCCCCGGGGUAGGGACCAAGUUCUCGGUGCCUUUCUUCUCUGGGCUGGCCCUGUGCUUGGCUCACAGGGAGAGUUCAGUGUUUGCCUAGUGCCUGAGAGUCUAGAAUCUCCUGAGCGGAUGCUCUGGGCUCAGUCCAGUGGUCCUGGGGGCCGCGUGAGGAGGCUGGGGCCUGGGGGUGAGGAGGGGCAGGUCUGUUGUCUCCCACGUGGGCAGCGCACCUUCUCUCGCCAGCCUGUUUAGCCCAGGACACCCUGGAAUGUUUCCAGGCCGGAACGAUGUCCUUGGCCAUUUAAAAGCAUUAUCCGUAUGGCGGAGAAGACAAACUCCUUGAAAAAGAUGUUCUCCAGCACAGCAGAGAAGACGAGCUACUUUGCUGGGAGCCAGACGAGGCACCGGACUCCUCGUGCCACCGGGCAAGGAGGACGCAACCAGCAGCCUCCUGUGGCUGGUGUGACAAGCGACCACACACGUGGUGGCUUGAAACAACAGAGGUCCCUUCUUUCACGGCUCUGGAGACCAGACAUUCGAAAUCAGCACGGGGCUGAUGCCCGGCUGGAGUCAGGGCGUCGGCAGGGCUGUACUUCGGACAAGCCUACGGACAAGAAUCAGCCCCUGCCUCUUCCAGCUUCUGGGGAUCCAAGGGUCCUUCGGCUGUGGCCCCAUCACUGCAGCCUCUGCCUCUGUGGUCACGUUGCCCCCUCCUCCUCUGUCUGUAAUCCUCUGUGUACCUCUUCUUACAGACACAUGGCAACUGUUACAGCCCACCCGGAUAAUCCAGGGUCGUCUCCACAUCUCAAGAUCCCUAACGUGGUCAUGUUUGCAAGGUCUUUGCCACGUAAGGUAAUAUUCACAGGUUCCAGGGCUUAGAAUGUGGACAUUCUGGGGGGCUAUCAUUCAGUCUGCCUGGAGGGUGUGCCCAGGAGGGAAGAAACUGAGGCACAGACCAUAUUCUCCUAUUCUUAGCAUCCUAUUCUCACCCAGCAAGUGAGGCCCGGAGUCUGAACUCCCAGACCGACUUCCCUGCUGCCAACGGCUGUCCUCACAUGAAGGGAGGUCAGGACAGACAGGGCCAGCCCUGCCUUCCCGUCCUGGCAUCUCCCUGCUGUCUGCCCCCCACCUCCCCUGGCACCUGCGUGGGAGGCCCGGCCGCACAGCCGGGCUCUUCUUUUCCUUUCCCCAAGAGCAGCAUCUCUCCCCAGGGCAGGUGAGGUAGCCCGGCAGAGGCGGAGGCUGUUAAGUACCCCCCCAAGACCUCCCACGCCCACGGGAACACCUGGGUCCCAGGCACAUGCUGUGGACGUAACCCUCCCCAGGCCGGCUGACGGCUCCCUGGGCCUGGGCCUCUGCUCACACAUGCGAUGCUGGCAGACGGCCCCAGCGCUGUUUCCUGAGGGACUUAGAGCUGCCCACCCUUCCAGAAGCCAGGAAGGGCGCGGGCGCGGCUGGCGGGGACCCUGGCAGGAAGGGUGUGCCCGGGGCACGUGCGCCUCCUCUUCGGUCACCACCAGCACUCAGAAGGCCUUUGUUCAGGACUGAACUCUGUCGCGCCCUGGGAGGAACUGUGGACCGGCUGGAGGGACCCAUCCUGGCCCCAGAGUGGGGCUGCUGAGAUCUGUUUGCUCAGCCCUCCCUCACCAGUGUGUGUCUAGGGAGCUGGAAUGGGCAUCUUCGGCAGAUGGUAAAUCCUGUGGAGAUGGCCCAGGGGAUGCUGAAUGUUUCCAGCUGUCCCAGAUCACUUUCCCUCCCCACCGCUCUGUCGCUGGAUCCGCUGGGAGAGUUAUAAUGGUCUGAAGGGUGUGAAAAUGCUUGGUGAAGUUGGGACACUACCCGCCACGGGGACCAUUAUUAUUAGUCUCCAGGAGCUGGACCAGGACAGCCUCAUCUCCAGGUGGCUGGGGAGGCUGCCUGCUAGCACGUGGACCAGCGUGACGGUUUCUCCGCUGUGUGGCUGGUGAGCAGGUGUCACGGGGCUUUCAUAACUACCAUCGUGUUUGAUCUUCCCACCGCCUGGAGCAGAGAUGAGCCCUUCUCACUUUGCAGAUAAAGAAACACACUCCGGAAACUUUGCGUCAUUUGCUCAAAAUCAUGUAGCGCUUGCCUGAUGUUGGGUGGGAACUGGGGUCUGUGGGCCGAGAACGGGCUGGGGCAGAGCAGCAAGGGGACGCGGGGGGUGCCAGGGAGCAGGGCCGCCAGGAGGAACAGUGACAAACACUGAAAGCCGGCCCAGAGUAAAGGAUGGGAGUUUCCGUCCCUGCCUGGGUGACUUAGGUGGGCGGCUGGGCUAUAAUUACAUCUUACUGAAGGCUAACGAGGGCGGGGACUCUGCUGGGUGCCCAGCAAGAACUGUAAAUAAUUCAAUUAGUAAAGCAGCAAAGGAACACGGGUGGAACAGAGGCUGUGAAGACAGGGUGGGAGCUGAGGUUUUCAGGAGGGAAGGGGCCGGGGGCGGAGCCACCACGAGGAACAGAAGUGCUGGCUGGGCCCCGUGCUGGGGUGGCCCCGGCGCUCCGGGGGCAGGCGUGCGGUGUGAGCAGGCCACGGCCGCUCGGCCUGGCCCCAUGGCCCUGAUCUGCCCUUCCCGGAGUCACACGAGAAAGACAAUAGUCCCAGAGAGACUCCUUCUGGGGACAGGACAGGCGGUGCCAGGCUGCCCGGCAGGACAAGGAACCCUUGUGCGCCCUCAGCCCAGAUCCUUCUCCCCCCUCCCUGGCCUUGGGCGGUGGUCGGAAGUUCAGAUCCUGGGCUGGUGGAGGCUGGGAGCUCACGCCAGGGGCCGGUGCUGGGCCGGGUCCCCUGGAGGUCUGGGCAGUGAGCCGAAGGGGCAGGGGCUGGGUCCUGGUGCGGCUCGAUGGGGCCUGCCUUGACCAGAGAGCGGCCUGAUGCUGAGCUGGGCAGCCCUUCCUCCUUGGCCCUCACAAUGGCCCUGGACACAAAGGGGAGGAGGCUUAGGCCCACCUUACAGAUGAGAAAACAGAGUUCAGAGAGGUGGAAGGCUCUACCUGAGGCCACCCUGGGGUUCACGCCAGCGCUGCUGCGGGGACAGGACCUGGGUGCCUGUCUGAGUGUAUCCAGAGGCGGAGGCCAUCUGAAGGGUGGGGAGGAAGCCCUUCUCCCACCCAUGACUCCACCUUCCCUCUGCUUCCCCUGCCGCCUCCACCUGGCCAGGCUCGGCCUCUGGGGCCCAGGCUGAGCCUGCAACACCCCGGAGAGGGGGCCAGGGUCCCAGCCAGACAGCUCUCAUUUACUCAGCUUUUCCUUGAAAUUCCAUGCACUCUGGGCGUUUGGCGGGAGCCUGGAAUGCUCUUCAUCUGAACAAUCUGUCUUUCAGGGCGCCUGCAUCAAUCACCCCAUUGUUCCUCCCGUUUCCUGGACCGCUCAGGCUGGGGGGCACCCGGCGCUGGCGAGGGGGGCGCCCCCUGGUGUCCCCAUCUGCAGGCACUCAUUGCAGUGCCGGAGCUGAGCUGGUGACAGCGGCCUGAGGGCAUCUUCCGACCUCUGGGAGGGGAGAACCCACGACGCUUCAUGAAGAAGCGUGAGCUGUGAGAAAGGACACUCCCCGGGUC
Messenger RNA from Aethalodelphis obliquidens (Pacific white-sided dolphin), 4823 nucleotides. It is a transcript of the gene PHLDA3, whose product is annotated as pleckstrin homology like domain family A member 3. Gene Ontology annotation, molecular function: phosphatidylinositol phosphate binding. The record is from RefSeq and is a predicted model, not a curated record. Gene Ontology annotation, cellular component: plasma membrane. Gene Ontology annotation, biological process: intrinsic apoptotic signaling pathway in response to DNA damage by p53 class mediator; positive regulation of apoptotic process; negative regulation of phosphatidylinositol 3-kinase/protein kinase B signal transduction. The transcript has 3 exons. NCBI's taxonomy places the organism in Eukaryota, Metazoa, Chordata, Mammalia, Artiodactyla, Delphinidae. Bases 177 to 548 code for a protein of 123 amino acids.